Messenger RNA from Bemisia tabaci, 4299 nucleotides. It is a transcript of the gene AGO3, whose product is annotated as Argonaute 3. Gene Ontology annotation, molecular function: protein binding; RNA binding. NCBI's taxonomy places the organism in Eukaryota, Metazoa, Arthropoda, Insecta, Hemiptera, Aleyrodidae. The record is from RefSeq and is a predicted model, not a curated record.
CCAUACUCUCUCAAUAUAGGUACUCUAUGAAAAGAGGGACACAACACGCAAUUCUCAGCGAUCGAUGAGAUUGAGGCUAAUCAGCCAUCAUGUCACUUCUGUUAUUAAAUGGCCGCCUGAGAUUUAUACUAACUCGUAAUAUUAUUAAAAGGUAUAGAUGUGUACAAAUUCGUGAUAUUUGUUGUGUGAAGUGAACAAUAUAGCUGAAAAUGGUUUUCGAGGGUCAACGUUCAACAGCGACACCGAUGACCUAUUGUCACGACUCAAUUUUCAGCUUGUGAAGUCGGCUUAAUUUAGUUGUUAGACUAAACCUCUGCUCAAAAGCAGGCUAGAUUCAUACCUACGCAUCCUUGGAACGCGCGCGAUGUAACUAUAGCCUGUGUCACACUUUCAAAGCUAGCUUUCAAAAUAUCAAGGUCAGGUGUUGUGAUUGGUUAAUUCGAUGACUUGGACCAACCACAGCACUUGACCGUGACAUUUUGUUGGAGUAUUUUGUUAGUGUGACACAGGUUACUGUUAUCUUGAGGUCCCAAGUUACCACGGAGCAUCAGAUUAACGCUACGAUAAGAAUCAGCAUCUUCAAAUUUGCGCGCGACGCAGGCCGCGCAGUUUACCACUUUCAGUUCGUGGCACUGUUUUGAUCGGAGUUGUUGUCAUAGGUCAAGGAGUAAUCCACCAAUUGAGCUGACCAAAAAUGACUGGUAGAGGUGGACGCGGUGCUGCCUUGGAAAGCCUUCUCCAAGCUGAGGCAGCAAGAAGGCCAGGGGAGGAUGAGCCCCAACCUAUCAGAAGCGGCGGCAGAGGUGCUGCAAUAUUUGCCCACGUUCAGUCGCAAGACGCGGCCCCAAUUGGGAGGUCAGGCAGGGGCAUGGUCUUACCCGAUUCAAGUGAAGAACAAUUAAGGCCAAUUGGGCGUGGAGCAGCAUCGCGAGCAUUACAAGAAAACCUGCCAACUGCACCUAUAGGCCGUGGAGCUAUACUUCAGAAUGUUGGAAGAGGAGCAUUACUGUCUCAAAUUGAUACAUCUUCUGUUGUAUCAGAUCCCUCAUCUUUGAAAAGCGGAACAAUUUCAGAAAUAACUGCUGUUACUAGUGCCCUGGCUGAAACUGCCAUCACUUCCUCCAGUAGGUCUUCUCCUAGUUCAGCUGAACCUGUUUUUUAUAAGGGCAGUGAAGGAACGACAAUCCAGGCUGUUGUCAACUACUUAAAACUUGAUAUUAUUGAUGAGAAAGGCAUUUAUGAGUAUGAAGUACGGUACAAUCCACCAAUAGACCACAGGGGGCUCAAGAGUAAACUCUUGAGACAACUAGAGUCAACAAUUGGAAAUGUCAAAAAUUUUGAUGGGACCGUCUUGUACCUUCCUAUCAAGCUGCAGGAGCCUGUUUACACUCUUCCAUGUACAAAUCCUAACGAUGAGUCUAAAGUGAUGUGCACCAUUAAGUUCAAAAAGACCCAUAGAAUUUCAGAAUGUAUACAUUUUUAUAAUGUACUUUUCAAUAAAAUACUCAACAAAUUGGGUCUCGUCCAAUUUGGACGCAAGUACUUCAGUCCUGCCAUGAAAAAACCUUUGCCAAAAUACCAAAUGGAAGUUUGGCCGGGAUAUGUAACAGCUGUUGAUGAAUAUGAAGGGGGUCUUUACCUCAACAUUGAUGUCUCACAUAGAGUUCUGAGAACAUCAACUGUUUAUGAUGUUAUGAGAAAUUGCAUACAGAAUUCUCCAGGAAAUUGGAAGGACCAGUUCACCAAGGAGAUUCUUGGUUUCUCUGUCAUAACUCGAUAUAAUAACUCUGUGUACAAAGUGGACGAUAUAGACUUUGACCUCACACCUGCGCACAAGUUCCCACGCCAUGAUGGAACUGAGAUCAGCUACUGUGAAUAUUAUAAACAACAGUAUGAGAUAACUAUCCGAGAUGUUAAUCAACCUAUGUUAAUUCAUAGAAAGAGAAAACGGGACAUCCAAGCUGGCAAUGCCGAGCAGCUCAUUUGUUUAGUUCCUGAACUGUGCUGUGAGACAGGCUUGUCAGACAGUCAACGCAGUAAUUUCACUUUAAUGAAAGACCUGGGAAAUGUCACAAAACCCACCCCAGAAAUGCGCCUAAGUUCUUAUGAACAAUAUGUACGAAGUGUCAAAUCUAAUCCAGAGGCCAUCAAAAUUUUGAAGGAUUGGGGUCUAUCGUUUACUAGUGCAUCGACUGAUUUGCAAACCAGGGUCAUUGCUCCUGAAAAGAUCCUAUUCGGGAAGGGCAUAGAAGAACCUGCCAAUCCGAACGCUGACUGGAACCGAGCGGCUACCUCCAAGCCCUUGUUAUGCCCAAUGAAAAUGGAGAAUUGGGCGAUAAUUUACACUCGAAAAGACGAAGGUCCUGUUCGAACUUUUGAAGAGCAUAUGUUCAAGUCAACAAAGCAAAUGGGCAUUUUCAUUAAUAAACCUGCCAUGUACCUAUUACCAAACGACAGUGCGCAGGAAUACCUGAAAAAAUUGAGAGAAAUAAUCAGGAAUGGUCUACAAAUUGUUGUUAUCGUAUUUCCAAGUUUGCGGGAAGACAAAUAUGCAGCUGUUAAGAAGUUGUGCUGCUCUGAUCAAGCCAUCGCUUCUCAGGUUUUUCUAGGAAAAACACUUUCAAAGCCUGACAAAGCCCGCUCAAUUGUACAAAAAAUUGCCUUACAAAUGAACUGUAAAAUGGGAGGCUCCCUCUGGGCUGUACACAUUCCUGUGCCGCCAUCUGUCAAAUUGAUGGUCUGCGGAAUGGAUACGUAUCAUGAAGGUGCCCAAAAAUCAAACAGUGUCUCAGCGUUUGUAGCCAGCAUGAACGAAAGUUUCACGCGAUGGUAUUCCAAAGUGGCUCUUCAAAACAAGGGACAAGAAAUAAUAGAUGAGUUAAAGCUCAUGUUUUCUAGCUGUCUGAAACAGUUCCAUCGUGUAAAUGGAAAGUUCCCUGAUCGAAUCAUAAUUUACCGAGAUGGUGUCGGUGAUGGUGCGAUGAAACUGAUCAGAGAUUAUGAAAUUGCUCAAAUCGAAUCGGUCUUUAGAGUAAUUGCGCCUGAUUACAAUCCUAAAUUCACCUUCAUAGUAGUUCAAAAGAGGAUAAACACCCGCAUUUUUCUUCGUCGGGGUCGUCAGUUAGAGAAUCCACCCCCAGGCACAAUUCUCGACCACUCUGUGACAAGGAAACAUUACAAAGACUUCUUCCUCGUGCCGCAACUAGUGAGACAGGGAACUGUUUCGCCCACCCAUUACGUCAUCUUGUACGAUUCCGAAAACAGUUUAUUGAAACCCGAUAUGGCUCAAAAAAUAACAUAUAAACUGUGCCACUUAUACUACAAUUGGCCGGGAACAAUCCGCGUCCCCGCUCCAUGCCAGUAUGCCCAUAAACUGGCGUACCUGAUCGGGCAAAGUGUUAAACGGCCCCAUGCAGAAGUUCUAGAUGACAAGCUAUUUUACCUGUAGAGGAAUGGGAAACAGAACAAACGUGUUCUAUUUGUAAAUAGGUUUACUAAAUCAAUGAUCUCUGUAUAGUGUUUCUUGUUAUUUUCUGUCAGAUUUUAAUGAGAACUUUUCUUCUCAAGUUCUUUUUAUAUACCUCAAUUUAUUAUAAUGGCGACUCAAAUCAAUCCUUAAAAAGAGGAAAAUUGCUGAAAAACUCGACAAACAGCAUGGAAUUUUAUACCUCGUUUAUUUUUAUUUCCCCCUCAAUGUUUAAACUUCUAUUUUGUUCAAAAUUGUAUCCGUUAUUGUCAUGUGAAUGUUUUAAUGUUAUCAUGAAGUGACUGAUCUAAAUGAAGCCCUUGAUCCUUCAUAAUUUUUUAAUAAGACUCCCCUCUAAAAUUUGAGAUGACGCGGCUUUAAAUUUUGCCAGAUUGUCAUAAUUGACUGAACCUCUGACAGAAACAGUUUCAUAUAUGUAGAUCCUGAAAUUUGUCAGUUUAUAAUUUCAAUGUUAAAAUUGUAUCGAUGAGCAUAUUUUUUUAAUGAAUUUAAUCAGUUCUCCUAGAAUUUAAGAAUCAUUAAUUUUCAAAUUGAAUUUUUAUCGAAUGUUUUAAUUUGAAUCUCAUUACAUUUCCUAAUCAAAACGAUUAAAGUUUCCAAGUUCAAUCAUACCUAAAUUUUCAAAUUCCAUCUUCAUCAAAUUUCUUACUUCAUAUCAAAUUGAAUUUUCAAAUUUAUAUUUUUUUAAAUUUAAGUCGAAAAUCUAUAAAAUUUUCACGUUUCAUUUGUAAUUGGCUCAGCAUUUUCAAUGUUCAUUGCUGUAAUUGAUUGUGAAAAUCAAAUACGUCAUAAAUAUCUCUCUGAUUAAUUUC